This is a messenger RNA of Drosophila albomicans, 643 nucleotides long. Its product is annotated as DNA replication inhibitor plutonium. The record is from RefSeq and is a predicted model, not a curated record. The transcript is spliced from 3 exons. Gene Ontology annotation, molecular function: protein binding. NCBI's taxonomy places the organism in Eukaryota, Metazoa, Arthropoda, Insecta, Diptera, Drosophilidae. Bases 102 to 611 code for a protein of 169 amino acids.
UUUUCAAUAGCAUCACCACUACGACCAGCAAACUUAAGUGCGAAUCAACAAUGCAGCCCUGAGUAGAUGCCGUUAUAUCGAAGCUUAUUCAGAAUUUAAUAAUGAGUGCUUCUAGACAUACUAUAACUGCUCUUUGCUGUGUUGCUCAGGAUGAUGUUGUGUCGUUGCGAAUUUUAUGUUCACAAGCCCGCAGUUAUCAGCAGAAUAUAGAUGACCUGGACAUGUACGGGAACACCGCAUUAUUAAAAGCUUGCUAUAUGGGAAGAUAUGAGUGCGCUCGCGUUUUGUUGGAUUUUGGGGCUGAUAUUCAUGCUGUCAACUAUUUUGGACAAAAUGCAUUAACUUUGGCAACAUUUGCUGGACAUUUGCCCUUGGUAUCGGAAUUAUUGCGCCACCGCACCUAUAAGGACUUCAAUUUGUCGUCGCUAAUUCCGGCUAUUUGUGUUGCAACAAUGCAACAACAUGCAUCUUUAGAGGAUUAUUUUAGACGUCUGGAGCCGAAAGGUAUCCAAGACCUUCAUACUGUUCAUGGCCAUGGAGUAAAUGAAUUGCGACAAAUGGUAAAUAUGAAAUUUAAAAAAAGACAACCACAGCUAUUUCAGAGAAUAUGAUUAAUAAUAAUAAACAAAUUUAUUUAAUGAAU